Penicillium argentinense is the source of this 1653-nucleotide messenger RNA. Its product is annotated as FAD-binding oxidoreductase. The transcript has 7 exons. The coding region runs from base 1 to 1653 and encodes 550 amino acids. Gene Ontology annotation, molecular function: FAD binding; oxidoreductase activity. The record is from RefSeq and is a predicted model, not a curated record. Lineage: Eukaryota; Fungi; Ascomycota; Eurotiomycetes; Eurotiales; Aspergillaceae.
AUGAGGUUAGCUCCAAGCUGUCUACUUUCACUCGCCGUUCUAGCGACUGCCAUCACUGCUAGUAAUGUGCACUGCAAAUGUACUCCCAACGACUCAUGCUGGCCCCUAGCCUCUGAAUGGGCAUCUCUCAAUACCACCCUUUCCGGAUGCUUGAUCAAAAAAGUACCUCUAGGCAGUGUCUGUUACCCAUCACAGCCAAACUACGACCCUGUUGCCUGUGAGGAUGUGAUCAAGAACUGGACUACCUCGUCAUUCCACUCUUCCGACCCUUCGAGCAUAGCCGAUCCUGUCUCAUCCAACAGUAGCUGCACGCCAAUAUACCCCAAUGGAACGAGUCUCUCGGGAGACCCAGAUGCAGGCUCGAGGGGGUGCACACUGGGGAAUCUCUCUCCGUAUGUUAUCAAUGCAAGCGAGGCCAGUCAUGUUCAGGCGGCCUUGAAGUUUGCGAAAGCGCAUAAUCUACGCUUAAACAUUAAGAACACGGGACAUAAUCCGGAUAAGAGGAUCUGGACUCACGCCAUGAAACAAUUUCAAUUCCACGAAUCCUACACGCCUUUAAGUUGUCCUCAAACCGUUGGUCAUAUGGCGGCAACCCUCGGCGCGGGAAUUCAGGACGGAGAAUUAUUCGAACUAUUGGCGCAACACAAUGCGAUUGGUGUUGGUGGAACAAACACAGACGUUGGCGUUAUCGGCUGGGCUACUGGUGGAGGACAUGGCUUUGCGACCAUGGAAUAUGGAAUGGGCGCUGACAACAUCAUCGAGGCUGUACUGGUCACUCCUGACGGAGAAGUCCUAACCGUGAACCAAUGUCAGAAUGAGGAUCUUUACUGGGCUAUCCGUGGCGGCGGUGGUGGCACGUUCGGCGUAAUUCUCAGCGUUACAGUCAAGGCGUAUCCGAUGCCAUCUGUCACAAUGGUCGGUCUAGACCUUACUGCGCGCAAUGGUACGACACCUAGAGGAUGGUGGAAACUGAUUGCAGAGAUCCACAAAGAGCUGGCCGUACUGCAGGACUCCGGUAUUGGCGGAUAUUGGACUAUUUCAGGGCCUCCAUUCCACUUCGGUCAUGCCAUGUUUCAAUAUAACACUACCAGUGCCGACUCGGCUGACCAGGAAAUGCUCCCGCUCAAGAAACUGCUAGACCACCGAAAUGGGACGGUAUCGUCGAAUAUUACCAAGUUCCACACCGCAUCUUGGUACAACUUAACCAAGAUGUUUCCCCGGGUGGAGCAUACGGGCACUUCCCGGUCUGCUCGCACGUCUCGAUUGAUACCCCGCCGGGCAGUUGAGGAUACUCGAGGAUUUGCUUAUAUUCUGGAAAAGAUUGGCCCUCAACCAGACGAUCCAAAGAACGCAGUGUCCAAUCCAUCAAUGUCCGGAACAAUGACCCCCGGCAAAAAAAUGGUGGACAAUUCCUUGAAUCCAGCCUGGCGCGAUGCCGUCGUCCACCUCAUCACCAGUCAGUCCUGGAAUGACUCACUACCAGACUCGGUUGCGGCCGAAACAUACGACAGAAUGACCAACGAAAAGGGCUAUUUGCUGCGCCAGAUAGCACCAGAUUCGGGUGCCUACUACAAUGAGGCGGAUCGUCAUGAGCCCAAUUGGCAAUGGUCUUUCUGGGGACCUCAUUAUGCUCGACUACCUUUAGGGUUCUAG